This is a messenger RNA of Ruditapes philippinarum (Manila clam), 887 nucleotides long. Its product is annotated as snRNA-activating protein complex subunit 5-like. The transcript has a single exon. The record is from RefSeq and is a predicted model, not a curated record. Gene Ontology annotation, biological process: transcription initiation at RNA polymerase III promoter; transcription by RNA polymerase II. Bases 112 to 531 code for a protein of 139 amino acids. Lineage: Eukaryota; Metazoa; Mollusca; Bivalvia; Venerida; Veneridae. Gene Ontology annotation, cellular component: nucleus.
AAUUCAUGGUGUAGUGCUGGAAACAAUUUCUUAUUUAUAUUGUGUUCUUUAACUCCAGUUCAUUUACUUAAGGAUUUAAAAUAUCAACUGUUAACAGAAAGUUUUACAAAAAUGGCCACAAUGCAAGCAGCCAUGAAAGAUUUGAGGACGUUGAAGCAGGAGGAGUCGGCCAUGAUGAAUCUUGCGUCUAAAAUAAGUGACCAGUUAAAUAGACUGAAAGUGGAGGAACUUGCCCUUCAGAAUCUUGUCCGACUUCAAAAUGAAGAUUUAGAAAGAAAGUCGAGAGGUAGCCGACGAUCACUUCCUGUGGUAGAAAUAGAUGAUGUUAGGAGGAUGAUUGACAAGGGAGAUAAGAGUACGGGCGACGAGAGUGUUGUCCCUUUGAAUUUAGUGGUGAAUAAGUUCCAUCAGCAUGAGGAUAUGGAGGAAGAAGAAGAAGAGGAUGAUGACGAUGAUGAUGAUAAUGAAAAUAUGCUACCAGUUGCGACAACUGCACACGAUGACAUAGAACAGUUUGUUAAUAGUCUGUGAGUUGUCAGUGUAAAUUUGUGUACACACAGUCAUGUGUAUUGACAUGUUGACUCGGUAUUUGUGUAUAUUCAGCAAUCCAGUCUGAGAAAAUUACAAUAAUUCUUCGAUUUGAUAUAGAACAGUUUGGCAAUAUUUGUGGAGAUUUGAGAUAUUUGCAAAGAUAUGGAAAUGGUAUCACAAUUCACAUUACGCAAGAAAAUCUGCAAAACUGUAACAAUACGCAAAUGUACAUGUAUGGCUUGCAUUAAAGCUACAUGCUUUCAUAUGGGUAAACAAAUUAUUGUAAUCUUUCCUCGCUACAUUUCAUACUGGUAAAUGGUCUUUCAAUCUUAACAAAACCUGUCAUCGUUUUUAGG